UGUAAUUUCUUGUAUUGUAUUAGGUGACCAGGAAGAAUUGAAAAGUGGAGCGCUUUUUUUUUUUAAUUCAAAAAGUGAGUUUUUUUAGCAUAAAAAUUUCAUCUUUCUUUGUUUCAUCAUGCAUGUGCUGGUUUUUCCGAUGCCCUUUGUCCGGCUUUGGCGGCGGCCAGAACUUGGGACCAUCAUUAGGGUGCUAGUGGAAGGAUGGCAGCCAUUAUUCAGCCAAGGUCAUGAUUGGCAUUUAUCGGAUUAGUGUUUUUUAUGGAGAGAAGCAGAAGAACAAUCACAAAGUAAAGUCACUCGUAUGUUCUAUAACUGGACCCAAGAAGCCACCAAGGAAAGGAUGCGUGUAUGUUACCUUUUGUCAGACACCAAAAAGCAUAACCAAUCUGUGAAAUGCGGGAAUGUGAAGUUAAUACAAAAAUCAUGCUCAAGAAAUCCCUUUCUUCUGGCAUUGUUACUUCCUUUGUUAACAAGCUUGGAACCGGCCAAUCUACUAUAAACUCAAAUCUGAUAACUUUUGGUGGGAUGAAUUCCAUCUCGGUUCAUAACUUCCCGUUCUUAACAUGGCUUCUCGUCUGCGUGCUUCUGACAAUGGAACAGCAACAAAGGUGAAGCUAUUUGGCCGUGGCCAAAGGUCAAUUCAUGAUGCUCUAGGAGGUGGCAAAGCUGCUGAUUUGUUGUUAUGGAGGAAGAAAAGAGUUGCAGGUGCUGUUCUAGCUGGAGUUGCAGUUGUGUGGUAUCUGUUUGAGGUUGUUGAGUACAACUUCAUAACUCUGCUCUGCCAUGUCUUGAUCACUUCAAUGUUAGCAUUGUUCAUUUGGUCUACAGCGGCAAACUUCUUCCAAUGGACUCCUCCAAACAUUCCCAAAACCGUAUUGAAAGAGUCCACAUUUACAGAAGUUGCUUCAACCUUCCACUCAAAAUUUAACCAGAUUUUAUCCGAACUUCUUCGUGUAGCCUGUGGAAAUGAACCAAAGCUCUUCUUUCUGGGAUUGAUUUCUCUCUGGAUCCUCGGAGUAAUAGGGAAUUAUAUAAGCACCUUGAACCUCCUGUUUUUCAGCAUACUCUGUGCGGAAACCCUACCAUUCCUCUACGAGCAAUACGAGGACGAAGCAGAUAAUCUUGCUGGUAAACUGUACAAACAGAUGAGGAGCACAUAUAGGAAAGUUGAAACUGAUGUUCUUGCAAAAAUACCUAGAGGACCACUGAAGGAGAAAAAGGAGACCUAGUAUGGGAAGACACAAUUUGAGUGAAUUUUCCAACUGUUCUCCAAUUGGAGUUCCACAUCACCACAAAGCGAAGUGUACAUAAUUGGUUUAUGUAUUGCGUCCAUGAAAGUUAUUUGCUGAGACGGACCAACAUACAAUAUAAUGGCAUGCAAUACAAGCAUGCCAAAACCAUAAGUAUGACUGUGUUAUAAGGCUUUUAGUUGCAGAAGAUAGAAUGUUUAUCAAUUCACAAAAGGGUGCAAGAAAAUAUCUUUUCAAAUUGGCAUAGAAGAUUUUGCGUAAUGUUUGAUGAAUUAAGACCUGGUGCAAUUUUCAAGAGGUGAUGCAAUACAAACAAAUAAAGUCUGAGAAAA
This is a messenger RNA of Coffea arabica (coffee), 1585 nucleotides long. Its product is annotated as reticulon-like protein B9. NCBI's taxonomy places the organism in Eukaryota, Viridiplantae, Streptophyta, Magnoliopsida, Gentianales, Rubiaceae. Gene Ontology annotation, biological process: response to bacterium. The record is from RefSeq and is a predicted model, not a curated record.